AUGGAAUUUAGGUCUUGGUCUUUAGGAGCAACUUGUUCUCUUAAAUAUCUUGUUAAUUCAUCCUCAGUAGCAGUUAGUAGAUUAGGCAUUAAAUGUGAACUCUAUAAUUUAGCACUCAAAGAAUCACAAUCUUCUUCUACAGUAGCUUGUAUUCUUUCAGUAUUACUUUCAUUAUUAUUAGGUUCUAAUGCAAAUAAUUCUGCAUAA
Scutellospora calospora is the source of this 207-nucleotide messenger RNA. Lineage: Eukaryota; Fungi; Glomeromycota; Glomeromycetes; Diversisporales; Gigasporaceae. The record is from the annotation of a GenBank genome assembly.